UUUACCAGUUACCCUUACCAGCCCACCGGUGGGAAUACCGGCUCAAAAAAAACUGAUCGUUGGUCGAACAAAAAUUAUUAUUAAAAAUGACAAAAAUAUUACACAGAGUAACGAAACUUUUUCAACCUGUAGUGCAUCAUCCUGAAGGUGCAACGCCGAAAUGUGACACUCGUUCAAAGAGUUAUCAGUUAAUGAUAGACUUAGGGAUAAUAUCCUCUACCAGUCCAGGGAUCGGUCCUCUGGGUCUUGGUCCACUAGCAACAACCCAUCAAAAUUUUAUUGACCUUGCAAACCAAAGAUUUCACGCACCCUUGUCAACACCAUUGCCUCUACCUGGUAUGAAUGAUUCACCUCUUGAAUUCAGUACAAACAAAAAUCAACAACCAACUGUACAUGAUGGCAGUGUUGAUGAACCUGAUAAACAUCAAGACUCAACACAUCGUGAUCGUGAUAACGUUAGACGAUCAAGAAAUGAUAGAAAUAACGAUCGUAGAGAGCGUGAUCGAAGGGAUGAUCGUAUAAGUUAUCGUGAUCGUCAUAAUGAUGAUCGUCGUAGUGAUGAAAAUAAUUUAAUAACAUCGAGUAAUAGUACUAGAAAUAAAGAUGUAUCAUCACCAACAGCAACUACAACAACUGGUGUUACAAAUGUGCCAACCAUGACAACACUUGAUGGUACCGGAAAUAUUUGGAGAAUGGGUAUUGAUUAUUCAAUAAUGGGCAUGGGUCCAAUGACACCGAUACUUAGUGACAUAGGACUAUCACAUAUAGGACACGGCUAUGGACAUAUGGGAAUGAAUAUGAUGUCACAUGACGGUACCCUUAUUGGAGCGCCAUUGAUAACACCUGAUUCAAUUGUCAAUGAUAUUGCUGCACAAAUGAUGGGAAAUAAUUUACCAUCAUCAUCAUCGUCAUCUUCAACAGCAACAAAUCAUCCAAUUUCCAAAGAAUUAAUACAUUGUAAAAAUUGUACUUUAAUACCACCAAGUCCACAUGCACCACCACCAACAACACGUGAAAGACCGCCUGGUUGUCGUACAAUAUUUGUCGGUGGUUUACCUGAAAAUAUUACAGAAAAUGAUAUACAAGAAAUAUUUGAACGGUGCGGUGAAAUAACAACACUACGAUUAUCAAAAAAAAGCUUUUGUCAUAUUAGAUUUGCCAGUGAAGACUGUGUUGAUUCUGCAAUUUAUUUAUCCGGAUAUAGAGUUAGAAUAGGUAGUGGUGUUGAUUCUGCGAAUACUGGAAGACUUUAUGUUGACUAUGCACAUAUUUAUGCAAAAGAUGAUCAAUAUGAGUGGGAAUGUAAACAGAGAAGAUUACAAAGAAUUCAAAGACAUCAAAAACAAUUUGAAGAAGAUAGACAACGUAUGCAAUCUAGUCAAAGGCCAGUUAUUCAUUAUACUGAUUAUGAAGCAUCAAAUAUUUGUGAAAAAAUUAAGCAAGAUGAUACAUUUUUAAAAGCUGUUCAGAUUGUUGUUAGUUGGCUUGAACGUGGUGAUUGUACAAAAAAAAAUGCUAACACAUUUUACUCAAUGAUACAGUCAACAAAUUCACAUGUAAGACGACUAUUAACUGAAAAGUCAUCGUAUGAAGAGGAAUUACAAAGAGCCAAAGAACUCAUGAAAGGCAGAAUGCAAGGAUUAUUAAUUCAAUUCAAUCACAUUGAACGUGUCUUUACUGCUGCAAGUCACAAGAAGGUUUGGGAUCAUUUCACCAAGGCACAGAGAAAGAAUAUCAAGAUAUGGAUGAAACAGUCUUCGGAAAUCAAGUCCUCCCAGCUUGAUGAUGUACUGAUGGAAGGUGAAGGUGAAAUGGAAGUAUCUGACUCCGAGGAUGAACCCCAAAGAAAAAAAGCAAGAUGUACUAAUGGCUCUGAAGACAAUGAUAAAGUACAGACACUCGAGGAAGAUGCUGACAGUUUAAAAUGUCAAUUGGAAGCUUACAAAAAUGAAGUCGAUUUAUUGAAAUCCGAGACAAAAGCAGAAGUUGAUGCCAGGGAAAAACAAAUCAAGGUACUGCAGCAAACGAUCAAGGGUAUGCAAGAACAAUUAAUGGCAUCAAGAAAACAGCAAGCUCAAGAUGAUCAAAAAAUUAAAGAUUUAAUUUUUAAAUUGAAUGGUAAAUCAGCAACAGAUAUUGAUGACAAUGAAGUCAUAACAUUGGACAAAGAUGAUGAUGUUGUAACUGAGGAACCGAAACUACCAAAACUAAUCGCAGCUGUUUCUGGUUGUGUUCAAGUCAACCAAAAAGAUGCUAAACUUAUCGGUUUAAUUUCAACGUUUCUUCAUAUUCAUCCAUUUGGAGCAAGUGUAGAUUACGUGUGGUCAUAUUUGCAAAAAAUAGAUUCUGGAUUGAGGCCAAAUGAGGUCGAAAAUCUCAUGCUAAGAUUUCCUCAAGUUUUUAAACAAGAAUUAUCAGGAAUCGGAGCAAACAUGGAACGACGCUGGUUGUUUUCUGGUUUUAAUACUAUAAAAAAUAAUAAUUGACGACUCUUAACAUACAUCAUCUAGAAUCUCAAAGAAUCAUCAAAAUGUUAUUAAUGAUAGUUUAAUAACAAUCCACGAUCUCACAAGAGAUUUUGAAAGUCCGAUUAGCAAUAUAGAUGUUUAAAUCAUUUUUUCAAAUUAUUCUUUACAAAAUUUAUUCUUUUUUAUUCUUUCUUUUCUAUAUGUAUAUUUUUUUUGUUGCCAUUUUAGUUUGGAUAGAAUUGUUUCUGUUGUUAUUUUCUUGUUUUUGUUUGUUUUUUUUUUUAUCCUUACUUUAUAUAAACCUAGUAUAUUUUCAAAAAUAUUAUGCCACGCGUUUAUGAAAUAUAAAAAAACAAUAAUUAAUAAUUAUUAAUAUAUAUCGACUAUCGUAAUUGUAUUUAAUAAUAACAGUCACUUAUUAAAAAUAAGCUUAAAAAAAAAGUCAUGUGUAAAGUGUCAUCUUAGACUGUUAAAACUAAAAUUAAAAUAAAGAAAAGAAAAAAAUGUUUAUUAUCUUGAGGUAUGUUUUUUGAAAUGUCCCGGGUUAAAAUGGCUGCUGUGUGCGCACUCACUACUGCUCACUACACACACACACACUCUCUUUUUUUUUUUUGUGCUGGCAUAUAUAUGUACAUUGUUUGAGUGUAUUCUCAAUAUUCGUUGCCAAAAAGCCCGAGAACCUAUAACAACGUCUCAGGCAAAUAAAAAAAAAAUGAGAACAAGUGCCUGAAUUUAUCUGAAUAUUGUAGAAACAUUUAUUCUGUAUGAUUGAUUAUUGUAAGGAUUUUAUCUACAUAACAUUCUCACAAAACUAAACAAUUUUCAAGUUGAAUCAACAAAAUUUUGUAAUAAAAACAUUAGGUUUGAUAUAAAAAAAGUAUUUACCUUUAAUAUUUUUUAAAAUAAUUUUCUCCAGAAUAAAUCUUCGCAAAUCUUCGUACUUCUAACCAGAGUUGACCAAAAGAAGAGAGAUUUAUUUUUUUUGUCUACACUAUGCCGGUUAAUAAUUCAUCUUGUGUUGUUUAAAACAAAUAAUUUUUUUUUUUUUUUUUAUUGUUUUGUGUUAAAAAAAAAGUUUAUACACGAGGCAUCUGUAUUUGCAAAUAACAAUAGAAUUAGCUGAAAGUCGGCCAUACUCAAACAACCGCCAAGCAAUGAACAUUAACGAACCAUUUUAAAAAGAAAAAAAAAAAUUGUGAACAAUCCAAAAAUGA
Messenger RNA from Aphidius gifuensis, 3682 nucleotides. RefSeq names its product ecto-NOX disulfide-thiol exchanger 2. Gene Ontology annotation, molecular function: protein-disulfide reductase activity; RNA binding. The record is from RefSeq and is a predicted model, not a curated record. Gene Ontology annotation, cellular component: plasma membrane; external side of plasma membrane. Bases 87 to 2486 code for a protein of 799 amino acids. The transcript is spliced from 9 exons. Gene Ontology annotation, biological process: ultradian rhythm. Lineage: Eukaryota; Metazoa; Arthropoda; Insecta; Hymenoptera; Braconidae.